Emericellopsis atlantica is the source of this 2098-nucleotide messenger RNA. Its product is annotated as serine/arginine repetitive matrix protein 1. The transcript is spliced from 2 exons. The record is from RefSeq and is a predicted model, not a curated record. Bases 235 to 1947 code for a protein of 570 amino acids. NCBI's taxonomy places the organism in Eukaryota, Fungi, Ascomycota, Sordariomycetes, Hypocreales, Bionectriaceae.
GAGAUGAAUGUUGGCUCCAUGUGAGAUCUCGAGGCCUUGGGCUGUCUCUUAUCCUGUCUUAUCUUCUUAUCUUCUUAUCGGUCCGGUCCUAGCGCGGAAGAACAUCGGCAUUCACAUGAAGGACGGACUUCUUCAAUCUCUGGCACAGCUUCCGCGCGUUUACGCUGCUUUGUUGAGCUGCAUCUUGAGAGCACCAGCCUACCAUCAUCUCGCGACUCAGCAGCCUUUAUCGGGAUGGAUCGCGAUCGGGGUCGAAGGUACGACGACGGCGAGGUCGUUAGAUACGGCGCCGGCGAAUCAUGGCGUCCUACACCCCGUGGAGGAGGAGGCGCUGCCUCGCCUGGCGAUAGGAACAACAGAUCGCCACCCCGAAGACCACGAAGCCCUGCGCCACGCGACAGAGACCGAUCUCGACCACCACUACCGCGUAGCCCACGACCACCGAGGAGUCCUCGACCUCGCAGCCCACCCGUGCCCUCGUCUGACAGUUACGUGCCCGGACGACUUCCACCUAGGCGGCGGACUCCAAGUCGCGGUCGUAUUCCCGUAGGCGACCGCUAUAGGAGAGAUCGAUCACGAGACCGCGACAGCCCUCCGCGACGUAGGGAACGUUCGCGCUCACCGAUACGAAGAGGAUCACCCCCUCGGCGAAGCAUAUCGCGACGACCAAGCCCUCCACGACGGCCCUCCCCCGGCAGACUAGAUCGCUUUGACCGACCCAGAUCACCCCCACCGCGUCGAGAUUGGGGACGGGACAGAGACUUUGACCGCGACAACAGGCGUGACCCGGAGCGCGAGCGUCCAUGGAAGGAUAGGGACCCAUCACCAGCCAGAGGUCGCGAUUCGGACAGGUUCCCAGACCGGCGCGACGACACAUUUGCCCGACGCAGUCCCAUCCGGGGUGACAUGGGACGCGAGAGACGUCGGUCACGAUCUCCAAUCAGGCGCGAACGAUCCCCGAUUGGCAGGCGAACCCCAAUGUCAGGAGGCAGAGGUGGCUCGUACCGACCUUCUCGAUCGCCCAGCAGGCGACCAGAGCGAUACCAGAACUUCCGUAGAUCCCCAGCCAGGGACUCGAAUCUAUCCUCAGCAAUGAACUCGAGGCCCGAAUCGAGACGCCCUUCACCAGGCCCUGCCCCCAGGAACCGCUCCCCUCUGCCGUCAAGGGACCACUCUCCUGGCCCUCGAGUUCCACUCUCGAGAGAAGCAUCGAGGACCACCCUGCGGGACGACAACGGGUCGGGCCCAAAGUCUCCGCCUCGCGGUCCUGCCGCUCUCCGCGCACCUCCCACGGGACCAGCUGCUAGUCGCAGCUACUCAAACUCGUCUCACCCAUCUACGCCCGGUGCCAAUCGUGCGGAUAUUACCAGCCCGAACCCCGCAAACCCACCUGCUGGACCCCGUGGCUACGUCGCUUCUUCUCGAGGUGGCUAUGCCUCUCGAGGUGGACGUGGAAACUGGUCGCAGUCCACCCCGCGACACAUGAGUAGCGGUCGAGCCGCGAGUCCCUCGGGCUCGGGCGGCGCGCCCACGAUUCCCACCGGUCCUCGCGCCUCGUCCGGUGCUGCCUCCUCCACGCCAACGCAGGGCCGACCUUUCAACCCACCCACGGGUCCGUCCGCCGGUACUCCAGCACCUCGCCAAUCUUUGGCGCAGUCUCUCCUCGCCACCCUUCCUCCGAUUGUGCCUGGCGGCAAGAUCGACCCAACCAUGAUGCCCAUGGUGCUGGGUGUCAGCCGCGAGCUCGAGCCUCACUAUCGCAAACUCCGCGAUGAGGAGGAGAAGUUGCGCGACGAGCUCCGUGCCAAGCAGGAGCGCCUGCGAAAGAGUCUGUACACGUGGGAUCGCAUGGGACGUGAGUCUGCCGCCUGGGAGAUGAGGAGCGAUCUGAGCGAGAGGAGCAUGACCAACCUCGCUGGAGAUGGCUCGAGUGGCGCGGCAUUCUAGCGGACUCGCUUUGGGCAAAAGGAAUAGCACUGUACUAUUUUGUUAGAUUAGCAUUCGCACGCUGGCGUUGGGGCGUCGUCGACAGACUUGACCGAAAUUGAUGAUUUGCAUUUCACAACGCAGUGGCUCUAUGGAUAGGCAUACUUCAGAA